AUGCUGAUGCUUGCCAAGGACAGGUGCCAAAUGCUCCAAGCGAAGGUGGCAAGAUGCUGGUGCGGCGCUGGAGUACGGGUGGCAGGAAGACGGUGCCAGGGCCGCUGCCACGAUACGGUAUGCUGGAACCUCGCAGGGGGCGAGCAAUACGUGACCUUGGCUUCAGCUCUGCUUCGGACUAGAACAAGGACGUCUCAAAGGCCGCUCUUGCCCAGCGCAUCCAAGACACCUAGCUGCCCAAGGCCUCGCUCAAGAGGAUCCAGUAGAGAUGACGCUGCACGGCUCGCGGGUGUUGAGGCGGUUCCGCAAGCACCCUCUCGCAGCCUGACGCGGGCGAGGACUCAGCCCUGGCGACGAGCAUCUGAUCGCGCUGGCAAGGAGCUUCUUAACAAAGUGGCUCCCCUACGCGAGGCCCGGCGGGCCCUAGAAGCUUUGGCCUCUGCCGCGUUGGCUGCGACACUGCGUUGCUCCCGGAGCCAGGAACUGACAACUUCGCUGCUACGUCGAGUUCUGGCAGAGUCUGCAGAACUGGAGCAACUUGCCGAGUCACUGCGCCGACCUUCCUCAGCUAAGACGGCGCAUGCCCGGGUGGUGGAGAUCUUGGAAGAGGCCAAGGAAGCGAAUCGCCUGCUCGGUCAAGCUCUGCGUGCUUUUGGUGAUGGACAACCCCAUGACCAAAACAGGUCCAACCCCGGCAUGACGGACAUGCGCCGCACCGAGCGGCCCAGCAGGGAAGGUGCAGAGGCAUCGCCAGCAUCGAAGCCAAGGCCGAUCUCAGGGCCAGAGGAGGCAAAUGCCAGGUGCACAGUCAUGGCGGCCCUCAAUGAAUUGGUUUCUGGCAUGCGGCAAGCGCUGGAUGACAUUCAUCAGCUGCGGCAAGAUGCUGCGAGCAAGAAGUGA
Molecule: messenger RNA, 900 nt
Organism: Symbiodinium pilosum
Lineage: Eukaryota; Dinophyceae; Suessiales; Symbiodiniaceae
Source: the annotation of a GenBank genome assembly